Molecule: messenger RNA, 1792 nt
Organism: Anopheles arabiensis
Lineage: Eukaryota; Metazoa; Arthropoda; Insecta; Diptera; Culicidae
Gene: SF2
Product: serine/arginine-rich splicing factor 1A
Exons: 4
Coding region: 113-817 (234 amino acids)
Cellular component (GO): nucleus; cytoplasm; ribonucleoprotein complex
Molecular function (GO): mRNA binding
Source: RefSeq, a predicted model, not a curated record
GCGCCAUAUGUCAAGCGCGAGCUGCCAAAUCGUGUAGCGUUCAUUUGUGGAAACAGAAAAGCUGUGCAUCUUCCCCGAUCUCCGUUGUAAAAAUCUACGAAAUCGCAAAAAAAUGUCUCACGGACGCAACGAGUGCCGAAUCUAUGUCGGUAAUCUGCCGCCAGACAUCAGAACCAAGGAUAUUCAAGAUCUGUUCCACAAAUUUGGCAAAGUGACGUUCGUCGAUCUGAAAAACCGCCGCGGUCCGCCAUUUGCUUUUGUCGAGUUUGAGGAUGCACGUGACGCUGACGAUGCGGUAAAAGCUCGCGACGGAUAUGACUACGAUGGGUACCGAUUGCGGGUAGAGUUCCCACGAGGCGGUGGUCCCGGUAGCUACCGCGGCAGCCGCCAAGGGAACAGCGACCGUAACAGUAGGGGUGGUGAUCGUAACAACCGGGGACCACCGGCCCGUAGGUCACAGUUCCGGGUGAUGGUGACCGGAUUACCAUCAUCUGGUUCGUGGCAGGAUCUGAAGGAUCAUAUGCGUGAGGCCGGCGAUGUGUGCUUUGCCGAUGUUUACAAGGAUGGCACGGGAGUGGUGGAGUUCCUGCGUCAUGAAGACAUGAAGUACGCGAUAAAGAAACUUGACGAUUCCCGGUUUCGCUCACACGAGGGCGAAGUUGCCUACAUUCAUGUACGUGAAGAUUCCGGAAAUGACGAUUCCGGCAAGCGUGAUUACCGGGAUAGAUCCUACUCACCCCGCCGACGUAGAGGUUCGCCAACUUACUCGCCGGUACAACGGAGCGUUUCCCGAUCCCGUUCACGCUCGUACAAUUGAACCAGGUGAAUGGCGGGGUUAUGUUCCGAAGAUGACUAAAGUAAUUUAAACGCUAAAUCUACUUCUAUCUUCAGUUUUACGUAAAUGAACACACAGUACCGCCACACAAAAAGAGAGAGAGAGGGAAUGAGUUCGGUCUUUCUGGCGGGAGAGUGAUUGGCCAUUUUUCUGCUUUUUUUAAGUCUAACAUACAGUUUGCAUCGUGUUUGGUUUAAAGCGACAACCUCUGGACUCUUCCGGUAGUGUGCAUUUUAGGAUUUAUAGUUUCACGUGUGACGGUUUGCUAUCACAAUCAGUAGUGUUUAAGAGCAUUUGUUUGUCGGUAUCUGCGAUCGGUUAGAUCUUUUGGCAGGUUUUUGGGCUAAAGGAAAAUAAUUUCAGUUGCUUCUUAAAUGCCGAAAACACAGUACCCACAGUAAGCAAUAAUCCAGUACAUUUAAAAACAAGACAGCGCAUGUCCGCAUAUGAUAGGAUGCAAAAGCAAACUUCCUUCUAGCAAGGAAAAUAAAACUCUGCCUAGGAACACGUAAGCAUGGUUAAAAAAAUAAUCAGGGAAAUCGUAAUGACCAUUAGCACGCAACCUUGUGUGCACCAUUCUAAAGGCAAUAUUGUUCGUGUGUUUGUGUAUGUAUGUAUGUGGAAAUAUUUUAGUGCGUGUAAUAACUAUUAUUCCGAGCCCCUUACUACCCCCAACCCCCCAACCCCCCCCCCCACUACUGCGCACCAAAAUCUAUUCAGAUGAACGUUCACAUUCAAAAGUAAGGCAAGCAACGUCGUUCACCAUAUUACAAUAGUUAAGGGUGCUGGUGAGGAUUGAUUGUGCUAUAUUUUAUGCAUCAGGAAAAAAACAUGUAUGUGGCAAUGUUCGGUCGGUAAAGCAGAUAGUAGCCAUGGUAAAAGAAAACGACGGCAUUUAUCUUCUUUCCCCCCGACCAGUAGCCAAAAACGAUUAAAACCCAAUAAGCUAAGAAAAGA